Molecule: messenger RNA, 1300 nt
Organism: Corticium candelabrum
Lineage: Eukaryota; Metazoa; Porifera; Homoscleromorpha; Homosclerophorida; Plakinidae
Product: methylthioribulose-1-phosphate dehydratase-like
Exons: 9
Coding region: 355-1089 (244 amino acids)
Cellular component (GO): cytoplasm
Molecular function (GO): methylthioribulose 1-phosphate dehydratase activity; metal ion binding
Source: RefSeq, a predicted model, not a curated record
AUGAGACAGUCGGAGGUGUGAUGGCACUGCAGUUGGCCUCUGGUCAUUAUCAUUUAGAGGGUGGCACAGCACAACUGUCUUUACAUAAAAUUCUGACGUCACUUAAAUUUAAAAUUUUUUUUAGCUACAACCAGUUUAGAUGUCAUAACUUUGGCUAAAUUAAUUGAUUAGUACACGUACCACGUGACUGCGCAGAGGUCAGGUGUACAAGGUUAAGGCUGCGCUUUCUAUGGGUGUGCGAGGCCACAAAGUAGCGCACGUGUGUUUGUACUUCCGGCUACAUUGCUGUGCUUGUAGCAAUGCAGAGUGCAAAACGAGGACGACAGUUAGACGAAGAAAACGGAGGCGCUCUUGAUGAGGAACUGUUUGCCAAGGAUCAUCCUCGUCGUCUCAUACCCGAACUCUACUUUUCUAUCAACUUGGUUGGGUAACUGGCACAGGAGGUGGGAUCAGUAUCAAGCAGGGGUGAUUGCCAUAUUUAUAUCAAACAGUCAGUUUAAGUGCAAUGCCUGUAUGUUACCACCCAGGGAUGAAAUCUACAUUGCACCUUCUGCAGUACAGAAGGAGAGAAUAAUGCCUGAAGACAUGUUUACAUAUACGAUAACUGGUGAACAGAUUUCGUGCCCUCCUCCUUCCAAGCGUCUUCGUGUGAGCCAAUGUACUCCUCUCUUUAUGAAUGCAUAUCAUAUGAGAGACGCCGGUGCUGUGAUUCACACCCACUCCAAAUCUGCUGUCCUGGCAACUUUGAUUUCUUCUGGCAAAGAAUUCUGUAUUACACAUCAAGAGAUGAUCAAGGGUGUUAUGAAGGGACAGAGUGGUGGCAACUACAGGUAUGAUGAGAAACUAGUCGUUCCUAUCAUUGAAAACACUCCACAUGAAAGAGAUCUCAAAGAUCAAAUGGCAGCGGCAAUGGAAGAGUAUCCUGACACUUGUGCUGUACUUGUUCGUCGACACGGAGUUUACGUGUGGGGAGACACGUGGCAGAAAGCAAAGACAAUGUGUGAGUGCUACGACUACUUGUUCGACAUAGCAGUGCAGAUGAAACAACUGGGCUUGGAUCCAAGCGCUAAACCGUCUACUGAAUUUUAGAAUUAAGUAAAUCAGAUUUAUUGCUAAUGUGAAAUUGCUCAGUAGUACAUGCAUAGUGCACAUUGUGUGUAUUAUAUGGCAGAUGUCAGUUAUCUCAGAGUCAAGGGCGAGUCAUACUAAAGACUCUAAAAAUACAUUUCCAUAAAAUCAACUUGUGUGUGUAUCACUGUGCGUGUCAUUGUGUGUGUGUGUGUGUGUGUGUGUGUGUGUG